CUUCGCAACAGCAGCAGCCAUACGGGACCUCGAGAAGAGAGUGGAGUUUGAAGCCAUUUCACGAGCACAGCAGUUGCAGCAGCAGAGGCAUCAUCAAACCCCUUCUGCUCUGCCCGUCCCUCCCCUAGAAGCUUCAAACCCUGCUGCUGCCCCUGCUGGGUGGCCUGUCUCUCUGCGGGUGCCCAUAGUGGCUCUGACAGCCGACGUGGAUCGCGGAGUGGUGCAGAGGUGUGCAGAGGGGGGGUUUGACGGUGUGCUGCAGAAGCCAGUGGAUGCCCACCUGCUCGCCGCCCACCUCUCCCACAUGCACUUCCACCGCUCCCUCCGACGCUAG
Closterium sp. Naga37s-1 is the source of this 334-nucleotide messenger RNA. The record is from the annotation of a GenBank genome assembly. NCBI's taxonomy places the organism in Eukaryota, Viridiplantae, Streptophyta, Zygnematophyceae, Desmidiales, Closteriaceae.